AUGGACUCGUCUGUGGUUGACGCAGGAAGAGCUGAGGAAGAGUGUGAGACAGCAGACAGGAAGAGGAACCUGCAGGACCUCCUCAGACAGGAAAUGGACAUGCAUCUUACUGGUAGGCAUGAGGAGACUCACAUCAGUCUUUCAGAUGAUGAUGGUGAUGAUGAUGAUGAUGAUGAUGUCAGAGGGCAGGGCCAGCAUCCAAAGGAAUCAGGAGAGAGUGAAUGGUAUCACACAGCUGAAAGAGGAGAUCAGGCGGAUCAUGAGAAACUCCUGGAGCGCAGAACAAGACUGAGAGAGACUCACGAGAGACUGAUCGAGAAUGAACUGAUGAAGAUGGAGAGAGAAUUACAGGAGGAGCAGAUGGCUGGUGUGGAGGGCGAGAUGUCAUACCUGCGCAGAGAGAGACACAUCCUGGUUCUUCAGAUGGAGGCGCUGCGCAGGGAGAACCAGCAGGUGUAUGCAGACCUGGAGAACCAGAAGCGACAACACCAGCAGCAGAUCAGUAACCUCAGAGAAGAGAGUCUGCAGGUGUUCAGAGUGUUUCGUGAGGUUCUGGAGGAACAGAGGUGCAAGUCUGAGAGAAGGUACAGGGAUCUGCUGUUAGACGCCAUUCAGGAUGCUGUUCAUCUGUCCUCACAAAACCUGCAGCUCCAGAAAGCUCUCAAUCCCACUCCAUGACACAUCUGAUCCAACGCUUAUUAAUUCAUCUGUGGGUCUUAAAAAGUCUUAAUUUGCCCUUCCAUAAAUGAAGAGCUAAAAACAUCUUAAAUCAAAGCAGAAACUCUAUAGAAAUUCGUAUGGUCAUGGCAUUAAAUGUUGCAUGCAGUGCAAAAAGAAUAUCUUCCACACUGUCUUUUUCCCCCAAUACAAAUAUCUAAACAUCUUUAAUCACAACACAUUUAC
Sinocyclocheilus rhinocerous is the source of this 903-nucleotide messenger RNA. RefSeq names its product trichohyalin-like. The transcript is spliced from 5 exons. The record is from RefSeq and is a predicted model, not a curated record. The coding region runs from base 1 to 678 and encodes 225 amino acids. NCBI's taxonomy places the organism in Eukaryota, Metazoa, Chordata, Actinopteri, Cypriniformes, Cyprinidae.